CCGGAAGUAACGUGGAACGCACAGGCCGGAUGUGGCUGCGCUAGACCGGAAGUGCUGACCCCUCCCAAGCAGGAAGUGGUGUGCAGCCUCCUCCCGGUUAGUGGCAGUAGGAGGUAAUGUCCUGUGUUAUCGGCGAUGAUCACGUGUGCGGCUUCUUCUCUCACCCAUACGGUUGUGUCUAUGUUACCUUCGUGCUAAGGACCUGGACGUGACAAAACGAGAGGGCAGGAGAGAACUUCCGCCCUUACAGCACCUAAAUGUUUUCUUCGUUCUCCGUUCCAGGUUCCUAUAAGGUGUGAGAACGUCACUGUCUAUUUCUCCAUGGAGGAGUGGGAGUAUAUAGAGGAACACAGGGGUCUGUACAAGGACGUGAUGAUGGAAAAUCACCGGCCCCUCACAUCACUGGAUGGGGCCAGUAACAGGAAUACCCCAGAGAGAUGUCCCCGUCGUCUGUAUUCCCCGGAUUGUACAGAGGAGAAUCACAGUGUCCCACAGGAGCAUCAGAGUGCAAAUCUGACUAAUAUUAAGGUAGAAGAUAUAAAAGAGGAAGAGGAGACGUAUGUGAUGAUAGAGCAGCAGUGUAAGGAGGAAGAAGAAGAGACGAAUGUGAUGAUAGAUCAGCAGUGUAAGGAGGAAGAAGAAGAGACGUAUGUGAUGAUAGAUCAGCAGUGUAAGGAGGAGGAAAUCCCUGCAGAUAUCAGCACAGAUGGAGCCAGUAACAGGAAUAUUCCAGAGAGAUGUCCCCGUCCUCUUUAUUCCCAGGAUCACAGAGUGGAGGGUCAGGAUGAAGCCUUUAAUACUAUUAUUAAAGUAGAAGUUAUAAAAGAGGAAGAUGAGACAUAUGUGAAGGGUGAUCAGCUGUGUAGUGAGGAGGAAAUCCCUACAGAUAUCGGCACAGCAGAUGGAUGCAGAAGCAGGAAUACCUCGGGGGGUCGUCUCCUUUUGUCUUCAGAUUAUAAAAUAGAAGAUAACAUCGUACAAGAUUCUCCAGGAGAAACCCCUAUUACACUAAAUGUACAUCCAGUAUUGGACAAGGAAGAUACGUCAUCUGAUCCCUCUAAUCAUAAAGAGUGUUCUGCUGAUACAUUAGAUGAUAUUACACAUAGAACAAGCCCUACAGGUGCUAAAAUGUUCCCCUGUUCUGAGUGUGGGAGAUGUUUCUUAAAACAUUCAGUCUUUGUUAGACAUCAGAGAACUCACACAGGUGAGAAACCAUUUUCAUGUUCUGAGUGUGAGAAAUGUUUCUCACAGGCAUCACAUCUUACUGAACAUCUUAGAGUUCACACAGGUGAGAAACCGUUCUGUUGUUUUGACUGUGGGAAAUGUUUCACACGGAAAUCAAAGCUGAUUGCACAUCAGGGAACUCACACAGGUGAGAAACCGUUCUCUUGUUCUGAGUGUGGGAAAUGUUUUACCCUGAAAUCACAGCUUGCUACACAUCAGAGUAGUCACACAGGUGAAAAACCAUUUCCAUGUUCUGAGUGUGGGAAAUGUUUCUCACAAAAAUCACAGCUUGUUGUACAUCUUAGAGUUCACACAGGUGAGAAACCGUUCUCUUGUUCCGAGUGUGGGAAAUGUUUUACACAGAAAUCAAAGCAGGUUGCACAUCAGAGAAUUCACACAGGUGAGAAACCGUUCUCUUGUUCUGAGUGUGGGAAAUGUUUCAGACGGAAAUCAAAGCUAACAAUACAUCAGAGAACUCACACAGGUGAGAAACCAUUCUCUUGUUCUGAGUGUGGGAAAUGUUUCUCACGAAAAUCAAAGCUGAUUCCACAUCGGAGAACUCACACAGGUGAGAAACCAUUUUCGUGUACUGAAUGUGGGAAAUGUUUCGUACAAAAAUCAGACGUUCUUAUACACCAGAGAAGUCACACAGGUGAGAAACCAUUUUUAUGCUCUGAGUGUGGGAAAUGUUUUACAACACACUCAAAUCUUUUCAAACAUCUGAGAAAUCACAGAGGUGAUAAGCCAUUUCUCUGUUCUGAGUGUGGGAGAUGUUUUGCCUGCAAAUCAACUCUUGACAGACAUCAGAGAACUCACACAGGUGAGAAGCCGUUUCCGUGCUCUGACUGUGUGAAACAUUUUGCUUGUAAAUCAACUCUUGUCUCCCAUCAGAGAAUUCAUACGGGUGAGAAGCCGUUUCCAUGUUCUGUGUGUGGGAAAUGUUUUACGCAAAAAACAACCCUUGUUGUGCAUCAGAGAACUCACACGGGUGGGAAAAAGACAUUAUUACGUUGAUAUUAUUAAUGUAAAGAAUAAAAAAAUGUGAAAACAUA
Messenger RNA from Pseudophryne corroboree (corroboree frog), 2276 nucleotides. Its product is annotated as gastrula zinc finger protein XlCGF26.1-like. The transcript is spliced from 7 exons. The record is from RefSeq and is a predicted model, not a curated record. The coding region runs from base 322 to 2238 and encodes 638 amino acids. Gene Ontology annotation, molecular function: RNA polymerase II cis-regulatory region sequence-specific DNA binding; DNA-binding transcription repressor activity, RNA polymerase II-specific. Gene Ontology annotation, cellular component: nucleoplasm. Gene Ontology annotation, biological process: regulation of transcription by RNA polymerase II. Lineage: Eukaryota; Metazoa; Chordata; Amphibia; Anura; Myobatrachidae.